AUAACUAUCUCGGCCGUUGGCAAUGUCACGACUUAACCCUAACCUAAGUUUUCGAAACCGAUAUGCGUUCGUGCAUCCUGAGGAACCUGUUAAGCAUACGACGAUUGUCCCGUGAAGUUCCUGGAAGUUAUACAUCACGAUCGUUAACGUACUCAUGGCUAAAACUGACGAGGAGAUUCUCGAGCGACGUGGAAAACGACCACAAGGACAAAAAAGAUGACACGAGCAAGAACACCAGUCCUUAUAACCUUGCCGGUGCUAUGAAUGUAAAAUACAAAGUAUUUCACGAUGAAGACGCUGACAUUAUUUUUGACGUGAGCGAGGAGCAGCAAAAGAUUCUCCUCGAGGACCUGAACAAGCAAGAGGAGAAAGUUCAUGAUCCUUACGCCGAUAUAAAUUUGGAGCAUGGUGUUACUGGAGUAUUCGACAUCGAUCAACUUGUUGAGUUAUUGGAAAGAGAUAAGGCCAAGAACAUCUUUGUCGCUUCCGUUCCCAAGGAAUACGCUUAUGUGGACUAUAUCAUUGUUGUGACUGCAAAUUCACAAAAGCACAUGAAUGCUUUGGCCACUUUUAUACGCAAGGUUUACAAACUGAAAAGAUAUCAAAACGAAUUGAUACCUAAAAUCGAGGGGGAGAAGUCAAAGGAUUGGAUGGCCUUGGAUUUAGGAAAUAUCGCUCUGCAUAUUUUAUCUGGCUCUGCUAGAGAACAUUACGACUUGGAGACUCUAUGGGCUGUCGGUUCGCAAUAUGAUGAUAAGAGCAAUACAUCUGAAGAAUCGACCAUUAUGGAUCAGUAUAAUGCUUUCUUAGCUGAUCUCCAACCAGCCGAUAAUGCUUGAUGAUUCGCGUGUACUUUAAUGUAAAAAUUCUAAAUUAGUCUAAUAAAAAAAUAAUACAAUUAAUAAU
Molecule: messenger RNA, 906 nt
Organism: Acromyrmex echinatior (Panamanian leafcutter ant)
Lineage: Eukaryota; Metazoa; Arthropoda; Insecta; Hymenoptera; Formicidae
Gene: RsfS312
Product: ribosomal silencing factor RsfS-like protein, 312
Biological process (GO): negative regulation of translation; negative regulation of ribosome biogenesis
Cellular component (GO): mitochondrion
Molecular function (GO): ribosomal large subunit binding
Source: RefSeq, a predicted model, not a curated record